Paramisgurnus dabryanus is the source of this 2655-nucleotide messenger RNA. NCBI's taxonomy places the organism in Eukaryota, Metazoa, Chordata, Actinopteri, Cypriniformes, Cobitidae. The record is from RefSeq and is a predicted model, not a curated record.
GGUCCGGUCGCGUUUGCACCGCGAGAUCUCGCAGUCUGUAUCAACGUGUAUGAAGUGAGUAUCACAUCCAAGAUCGGUUUGGUGAGGUUCGAGUACAGAUGCGCGAUGGACUGCGAGAACAUCAUUACAUCCUCGGAGCAGGUCUAUGAAACACAAAGAAGAAACCAUAAAACAGAGGGCUUUUUUUCAAAAACAGAGGAUGAAGAAGUUUAAAAAAGUUGACCCACAGACAUCACCAAAUGAAAACAAUGCUGCCAAUGUGGACCUGCUGACAUUAUUCAUUGUCAAUCAGAUUGCAUCAAAGAAAAAGCACAAUGGCAAACCUAAAAUUAAUUUCUUUAAUGCAAAUGAGACCAAGCCAACUUUGAACGAGACCUUAGAGUUACCAAUGAGCCCAUGUUCUCCUUCAAACCUGGACCUUGUCACCAGUCAGCCACAAUACAGUGCCCAUGACAGUGACACAGUCGAUACACCUGGUUUCAAUAUCAGAAAACAUUGUGUUUCUAAAGAAUUUAAGUUCAAGCCGCUUUCACCAUUGCUUGAAUCUAACCUCAGUGGCUCAGAAAACCAACCUCACAUCCAAAACACCAUUAGCCCUUUUCCACCAACCAACGGCUCCUCAGAAUCAUUUCAACCUGGACCUGCAUCACAUGUCUCUUCCUCUCUACCAUGUAGAGAAAAUUCUGACCCCAACACCACAAAGUUUGAGCUGUUCUCCCAGCCAAUGACAUCGGCUAAUCCAUGGACAGACGUAUCGGAUGAUGCAAAUGGUUUGCAGAACAGCUCAGUGGCUGAUAUUCUAUUUGGGAUCACUUUACCAAACACAGACACAGCAGGGCAGUCGGCAUACUCGGGUUUGUAUCCAACCAGCCCUUUAAAGAGCAGUGAACAACUGGAAGAGCCACUGUUUAUAGAUUUCACCAACAAUGAUAAUAAAGAAAAUCCUUACGCUGAGAAAACAACCAACAUCUUUUUGGAAACGUCAUUUUCUUCCUCCACAAGAGUCCAAAGAAACAGUGAUGGAUCACAAAGCAUGGACCGUGAUGGCCACAUCCUAAUACAGAAUAAAGCAAAUGAUGGGAAUGGUGAAAAAAAUGGGCCAGCAAAGCAGGAUGCAGAGACGCAAACGGCAGAUGUUCCUGCUUUGUCCUGCUGUGAUGUCUCAGUACAGUGUUCACUUAUUCAGACAGGCCCCAUCAACUGCAACGCUUUUCCCACUGGUGAUUAUAAAACCAGCAGCUGUACCACUAGGCGGCAGUCUGUUCAUUUCAAUGAAAUGCCAUCUGGGGCAACAGCAACAAAAGAAAAGGCGCAGACACAUCCAAAGCAACGAAAGAACAGAAAAUAGGGCAACUGUUGGAAUGCAGAGUGAAAGAGAGGUGUGAGGACCAACGGUUGGAAAGUGUGACGCGAAACCCUGUCAAGGACGUCAGGCGUGCAGAAGAGAAUCUGUGAAAGUGAAGAACUUCGCAGCAGAAAAAGGUGCAAAUUGUGUCUCUAAGGAAACCGAGACAUAUGACGAAAUUGCUUACAUUUUGUUGACAUUGAAGUGAAAUGACAAAGGAUUUGUUAGAAAAGCAGCAAGAAAAUGAAAUCAGACACCCAGAGCUUAAAGCAGAUUAUAAUUCACUUGUUCUGUGCCUGUUGCACCAAAAACAGAAUCUUAUAAAAGCAUUGUUAUAUAUCAUCAUCUCUUUAUUAUAUUAUAUUUCCAGGUACAUAUUCAAGUUUCAAAGUUCAUAUAUUUACUUUUAUAGAAUAUAAAUCUAGCAAACAUUUACAGCAACAGUAAUCAAACACAAUAUUUGUCUCCACUAGUUUGUAUCAAUGGUAUAAACACUGCAUUACAUUUUCCACAUAUAAAAUACACUAAAAACAUUUGAUGUUCAUUGACGGUGACAAAGGGCUCUCCAUAUUGGAGCACCUUCCAAAUACAAUUUAAAAUUCAAAUACAUCUGGUACACAUGAAACUGCUCAAUAAAACUCUAAAUUACAUAAAAGACAAAUUCAUUUUUCUUCUCUGAUACUGUUUUGGAGAUGUGGUUAAUUUCUUAAAGCAAUAUUUCACCCAAAAAAUUAAAAUAUAUCAUUUACAAAUUGUCAUGCCCUCACAAACCUGUAUGAUUUUUGUCUUGCGUGGAAUACGUAAGAUGCUUUGAACAAUGUAUACAUGCUCUUUUUAAAACAAUGAAAUCAUAUAGUACAGUGACCCAGGGGUGUCAAAGACAAGAACCAUGAAGUACCAUAAACGAGUCUACUGUACAGUAGAUACCCCCAUGCACUACAUUCAAAGUCUCUUUAUCAUAUUAUAUCUAUAUUAAAAGCAAUACUAUAGCUAAUCUCUUAUAUAGCAUAUUCCUAUUUCCAAAUAUAUUGUCUGAUUUAAAUUUUAAUUCCUAUAGAUAGUUUUAGUUAAUAAUGUAUAAUAAUGUACAUUAUAAAAAGUUAAUAAUACUUACUUUAGGUAUGUUUCUCAUACGCAGCUAUCAUAUGGCUUCAAACUACUUAAAAAACAUUCAUUGUUCUGAAAAGAACAGCUUAUUAAACAUUCACUUGUGUGUUCCACGGCUGAAAAAAGUCAUACAGGUUUAGAGAGACCUGAAUAUAUAUAUAAUUGUCUUAGUUUACUUUGUGCUUUAGUCUCAUUCAAUAAAA